AUGGAUUAAAAAGAAAAUAAUAAUAAUGACAAUCUAUUCAAGAAUAUUAUUUUUGGGAAUCAAGUCUAAAAUUCGUAUGGCAAUUUUAGAUCAUUCUGUGCAGCCAUCGCACAUUAGGACUAGAUCAAUAUUAUUAUGGAUUAUAUUAAAACCAAUGAGAAAUUCAGGAGAUAUAACAGAUUCAGUUAUGCAUAUAGAGUUUAUGAACAGCAAUAAUUUUUUGUUACUCAAGAUAAGCCAGGUCAAGAAUAAUAAGAAAAUAGAAUCAUCGAAGGCUUCCAUGAAGAUGAAACUUUGGAAGGAAGUGGAGAAAAAUUGUUGCAUUUAUUAUAAAAAUUUAAUGUUGAAAAUGUGUUGAUUAUAUCUGCAAUUCAAUAGUACAACCCAUUGUAUAGAUUUGAACCGUCUCAUUAUAGAAUCAUUGUUGAAAGAUCAAAAGACUUAUUGAAUAAUUUGUAUACUAAAGUAAUUCAACAGGAGGAAGAAGAGUAGAAAUAACAAGAAGCUUUACAUCAAUAGAGUUUAGCACAGGGCAAGAUCAUUAAAGUUUAAGCAAAGUUGCCAAAAACUCAAAUAGAAAUUCCAUAAUUUCAUCAAUAAGCUAAAUUUUCAAAACCAGAAGACAGAUUACAAAACAGACCUGGCCACUUUUAUGCAGAAAAUCCAGGAUUCAAACCACCCAAGAAAUCUCAAUAACAACAAUAACAAUAAAGUUAGCUGCCUCCAAUUUCAGAAUAGAAGAAACUAAAAGACUUAAACAUGAGAUUAAAAAACAUAGCUUAUUAGUUAGAAAAGAUAUUGGAGUCAUUAACAGAAAAGGAGUAUUUACAAUUUAAAUUUAUUGCAAAAUACGAUUAAAAUAAAUUAGUGGAGAAGGUAUUAGGGUUAAUUAUGCUUAUAUUUGAUGUUGAUAGUAGAGAUUAAUUGGCUACAGAUUUUGAUAUUUAGAACAAGUUGUAAAAUGCAACAGUUAAUGAUUUAACAGAAAAGAAAGUGAGGAAAAUCAAUGAAACGUUGAGAGGAGAUAGGAGAUUAAAUGCCUAUGGUUUGGCUAGUGUCAAUCCGUUGAUUUCUACUAUUUUUGCAUUUAUUGUCCUCUUGAUCCGAAGUUAUGAAAUAGGCAAUGACAUGCUCAAAAUAACUCAAAGCAUCGCAGUUCAAGAAUCAGAGGAGAACCAACUCCUUGAAGAUCCUAUAUGA
Molecule: messenger RNA, 1200 nt
Organism: Paramecium tetraurelia
Lineage: Eukaryota; Ciliophora; Oligohymenophorea; Peniculida; Parameciidae
Exons: 3
Source: RefSeq, a predicted model, not a curated record